Messenger RNA from Passer montanus (Eurasian tree sparrow), 1656 nucleotides. RefSeq names its product lysyl oxidase like 1 (gene LOXL1). Gene Ontology annotation, biological process: peptidyl-lysine oxidation. Lineage: Eukaryota; Metazoa; Chordata; Aves; Passeriformes; Passeridae. Gene Ontology annotation, molecular function: protein-lysine 6-oxidase activity; copper ion binding. The record is from RefSeq and is a predicted model, not a curated record. Bases 1 to 1656 code for a protein of 551 amino acids. The transcript is spliced from 7 exons.
AUGCAAUUCCCGCCUUCUCCCGGAGGGCAGGAGCCGCUCUGGAGGCGCUUCCCGAGACCGAAUCCCGAGGAAUUCCACCCAAAAUUCACUCCGGGAGUCACCCCGGAGUUUAAAAACGCGGGCAGCCGCCUGUGGCUGGCGGGCACCGCGGGCAGCGCGGGCAGCGCGGGCAGCGCGGGCAGCGUCCGCCGCCAGGCGCCCGCCUCGGGGACCGUGCGGGGACAGGCGCGACAUCCCUUCGGCUUCGGCCAGGUGCCGCCCAACUGGCGGGACGGAGCGCUGGGCGACGGCGCGGGGGGACAGCGGCGACAGGCGGCGCGCGGGCGGCAGGGGGUGGCCGUGUCGUCCUUCGCCUUCGCCUCGGCGGGACAGCCGCCCUUUGUCGCCGCGGGGGUGGCGACGCACGGAGAGGGCGCCGAGGGUGUCCCCGCGUCGCGGGGAACAGCGAUGGGGACAGGGAUAGGGACAGGGAUGGGGACACCUCUGGGGACAGGGAUAGGGACACCUCUGGGGACAGGGAUAGGGACACCUAUAAGGACGGGGACACCUAUAGGGACAGGGAUGGGGACAGAAAUGGGGACACCUAUAGGGACAGGGAUAGGGACACCUAUAAGGACAGGGAUGGGGACACCUCUGGGGACAGGGAUAGGGACACCGAUAAGGACAGGGACACCGAUAGGGACAGGGAUAGGGACAGAAAUGGGGACAGGGACAGGGAUAGGGACAGGAGUGGGGACACCUUUGGGGACAGGGAUAGGGACACCUCUAGGGACAGCGAUGGGGACAGGGCCGGGGGCGGCGUUCCCGCUGCAGCCCCGCGCGCUGCCCGAGGAUUUCGGGGAGGAGCCGCAGCCCUACGGAGCCGCGGGGGUGCCGCUGGAUCGCCGCUACUCGCACAGCCUGUACCACGACGGCGAUGCCGAGGCGCAAACCGGGACGGGAUCCAUGGAAAAUCUGGGAUUUGGGGCGCAGUUCCCGCCCCGCGAGGCGCAGCCGCCGUUCCGGGCGCCCGAAUCCUUUGGGGUCGCUCAUCCCGAGCCCUUCGCUCCCGAAAUUCCUCAGGCCGUGCCCGACAGCCAAGCCCGGCUCAGCGUGGGCAGCGUCUACAGGCCCAGCUUUGGGGCCAGGGGGCUCCCGGACCUGGUCCCGGACCCCAACUACGUGCAGGCCUCGACGUACGUGCAGAGAGCGCACCUGUACUCGCUGCGCUGCGCCGCCGAGGAGCGCUGCCUGGCCAGCACGGCGUACGCGGCCGAGGCCACCGACUACGACGUGCGGGUGCUGCUGCGCUUCCCGCAGCGCGUCAAGAACCAGGGCACGGCCGACUUCCUGCCCAGCCAGCCCCGCCACCGCUGGCAGUGGCACAGCUGCCACCAGCACUACCACAGCAUGGCGGAGUUCAGCCACUACGACCUGCUGGAUGUCACCUCGGGCCGCCGGGUGGCCGAGGGACACAAGGCCAGCUUCUGCCUGGAGGACACCACCUGCGACUUCGGCCACCUCAAGCGCUACGCCUGCACCGCCCACACCCAGGUCCAGGUCAAUCCCAAAUAUUUGGUGCUGGAGUCGGAUUUCACCAACAACGUCGUGCGCUGCCACAUCCACUACACCGGGCGCUUCGUGUCGGCCUCCAACUGCCGCAUCGGCCAAUCCUGA